GAUCCGGACAACUGGCCUACCCAUGCCUCCACACUUUGAUGUCUUGUCUAGAGCAAAUAAGAGUAGCACAGUUCGCACCCGUACAUAUUUUUUGCCAUCUGCUAUCUGACGUAGCACAUGUUGGUCCAUGUGCCCUCCCUUUGGUCCCGCGCACUUCUUGUGAAUAAAAAAAAAGCCACAGCGACUGGGAAGACACGUCUCGACACCAAUGGUGGCGCCUUCCUGGUAGCGCACAGAAAAGCCCACCGACACAAACUGCAGCUACAGCUUCCACCCGGCCCCAGCCUGUUCAGCUGCGUCGUCGACUCGACGGCUUCGAUACGAUUCCAACAAGCCCCCAUCGAACCCACCUGAUCCGCGCCGUCUCCCCCAUCUGAUAUUCUGUAGUCCGCCCCGACAACGCAGCCGAGGGAAGAACACCAGCCGUCGACGCACAUGAUUCUACACGGCACGCGGCCCUCGCCAUCUUGAGCCAACAAGCGCCAACCCGCCAGCCACGCUUGACGGAGAGCCUCGGCCCAUCCGUCCUGAAGCUCAGCAGCACAGAGAGACGAUCGACCUUCGACUGGCCGGUCCCCAGGCAGGCGCCGUCUCCUGGACUGGACGUCUGGAGCCCCCCCUCCGGCCGACCCCUUUAAGACCACACUCCCCGAGCAAGUCAUGUCAUCAGCGGCUGCCUCAGGGGCCGCCGGCCACACCAGCAAACGCAAGCGCGCCGCCGGCGGAAGCACCAGCUCGAUCCCCGACAACGUCGUUGCCGACAUGGCGCAGGCAUCGGAGUCGCGCGACGCCUCGGCCGAGGAGGGCGACACAACGGCCGCCGAGACCUCCGGGUCGCCACACGCCGUGCGCACCAAGUCCGGGUUCUCGUCCUCGAACCAGCCGCCGAUCAAGCGUCAGCGGUCGGGCAACCCCUCGGGUGACGGCGCCGCCGACAUGGGCGAACCCAGCGACACCACCGAGGGCAGCACCGACAUUGUCCAGCGCGUUUCCCACAAGAACGGCAGGAAGGCCGCGCCCGGCGGUGCGGACGACGUUGCGGACGAGCCCGAGCCGGAACCCGAAGAGUCCAUGGCACCGCCGCCCAUCGGACAGCUCACCCACCCCGUCGGGUACCGCACCAACGACCCUCCCGUCGGCAGGGCUGUCAGAGUCUACGCGGACGGUGUCUUCGACCUGUUUCAUCUGGGUCAUAUGCGGCAGCUCGAGCAGGCCAAGAAGGCAUUCCCCGACGUCUACCUGAUCGUCGGCGUUACAGGCGACAUGGAGACGCAUAUGCGCAAAGGUCUGACGGUGCUCUCGGGCAAGGAGCGUGCCGAGACUGUGCGACACUGCAAGUGGGUAGACGAGGUGAUCGAGAAUUGCCCCUGGAUCGUUACCCCCGAGUUCCUGGACGAGCACCAGAUCGACUACGUCGCACACGACGACAUUCCCUACGGCGCAGACGAGGGCGACGACAUCUACCAGCCCAUCAAGGCCGAGGGCAAGUUUCUUGUGACGCAGAGGACCGAAGGUGUCAGCACGACGGGCAUCAUCACAAAGAUCGUCCGAGACUACGAGAAGUACAUCUCAAGGCAACUGAAGAGGGGCACGUCGCGGCAGGAGCUCAACGUGAGCUGGCUCAAGAAGAAUGAGCUGGACUUGAAGCGGCACGUCCAGGACCUGCGCGAGAACAUCCGCUCGAACUGGACAACAACCGGACAGGAGCUCAGCCGUGAGCUGCGCCAGUACUGGCCUAACAGCCGACCGCAGAGUCCCGCGCCGCAGAGGCCGUCGCUGCAUGUUCCUAACGGGGACCUGCUGACCAGCCCGCAGCCGCCCCAGCUCCGCUCGCCGACUACUCCCGGAACCAGCAACGAUUUUGUUGCCGGCUACGCCGUCGGCCUGAUUGGAGGUGUCAGGUCAUGGAUGACCAAGAGCCGUAGAAACUUGGACAGAGACGACUCCACCUCAUCACGGGUCCCCAGCGACGACGAGUCUGAAGAGAGCGAGGGCAAACUGAAGGCCCCGCAACCGCGCCGGGUCAUCCCGCCUGAUGCAGCGACAUCCUCCACUGCCGUUUAAGUCGAGUCGUCCCAUUUUUUUUGUUAGCUGCGCCUUGUCGGGGCCGCCUUUGGUGGCCUCGGUUGGGGCCUGGCCUUGACCUUGGCCUGGGGCUGGGUCACCUGGCUCGACCCAAUGCGGGGGCAGCGAUCACCAAACACCAAACAUAUCACUCGUGCUGGGCGGAACCCUCCGUCUGCCGUCUGGAUUCCGGCGUGGCGUAGUAGCACUUCCUUACUCUGACAUCUUCCUUUGAGGGCAUCGCCAUUUUCGCCCCUCAUCUUAUCAUUAAUAUCCACCCACUACCCCUUUACUUUUACUUAGGUAUCAUUCGGUAUCAUGGCAUCUGGCCAUGGGAUACAUGGGCUGGUAGAUCCGGCCACCCGAUUAGUUGGAACAGUCCUUGUUAUCCUUGGGAGACGGGGGCGGAACAAUGCUGAUUGUGCCUUGACCGUUUGCGGGGCUGGCAUAGACCUAUCACACAUUCGCUCACACCCCUAGAUGUACACGCGUAGUAUGGGACAGGGAAGGUUAACCGUUACUCGGGCUAUGCGCUAUCUGCCACUUUUGGGCGGGCAUUGGCAGGUCGGUCAGCCACGAGGCGUUUUGGGCGUACACGUGCUCUUCGAUACAGAAUAAGAAACAGGCUUGAUCUGAGAAGUGUUGGGUCUGGUCCUAAUGUGACUCUAUAC
Gaeumannomyces tritici R3-111a-1 is the source of this 2735-nucleotide messenger RNA. Its product is annotated as choline-phosphate cytidylyltransferase. Gene Ontology annotation, cellular component: nuclear envelope. Gene Ontology annotation, biological process: CDP-choline pathway. The coding region runs from base 661 to 2064 and encodes 467 amino acids. The transcript has 4 exons. Lineage: Eukaryota; Fungi; Ascomycota; Sordariomycetes; Magnaporthales; Magnaporthaceae. The record is from RefSeq and is a predicted model, not a curated record. Gene Ontology annotation, molecular function: phosphatidylcholine binding; choline-phosphate cytidylyltransferase activity.